UUCAAAUAACUCAUUGUACUUUACAAGAGAAAGACACGACAGUUAGUUCCACAUAGUACGUGUCAACUAGAUUUUGUUAAAAUUUGCGUCAUCUUAGUAACAGUAGACUCACACAUUCAUUCUGCUAUGUAAGACCUAGUGUUGGGACCAGAAAAAUAAAAUUAAAAUAAAGAAUCGAAGUAAAGGAGAACAUUGUCAAGAUUUGAAGAAAAAUUAAACAUGUGGAUUAUUUUAAGUAUGUUACUGUUUUCAGUCACCUUCACUGAAAGUUUCUUUUUUACGAAAGAGAAAAACCCAGAUGAAAUAGAAAAAACGGCCCAGAAAGGUAUCGACAGCAAAUGUCUGUUAAAAAGUGCAACAGGUGACUGUACUUACUACACUUGUAUCAAUGACCGCUAUCCCUGUGGCAGCGAAGGCUUUGCAAUACGGUUUGGACUCUAUUAUUGCAUGAGGAUGCGGAAUAAAAUUAACAGUUUAAACGCUGCAGGAAGAGUUUGGGCAAAUUCCACCUUAAGGUGCCAAAGUGAAGCGCUGAACCCACUGUACCAGUCAUCAUCUCAAUCUUGUAAGUCAAUCUCUGAUGCAGGCUUCGAUGCCAUGCAUCGCUGCUUCAUAGAAAAUAAUUUCUGUGACAUAAACUGGGAUAACCGAGAUGCAAUAUGGGAUAUAUUUGACGCCACAGAUUUGGGGCCAGGAUCAGCUGCAUCACAGAAAAUGUGGUCGAAAGUCUUGAAGACAUCCGGAAGCUGCUUAUCUCGUAGAGCAACACAGUUUUCUGACUGGCUACAAGAAAGAACAGAAAGCAUUGGACAAGUAAUUGAGGACUUUUUCCGUGGAAUUUUGGAAAAAAUAAAAAAAUCCAUCAGAGAAUGAGGUCCAUUAAGUAUAUGAAUAACAAAAGAGGAAUUUUACAAUGUAAAAGUAUUAAUAAUCCUGAUUAUGUUGACGGCGAAGAUUAUUAUUAUUAUUAUUAUUAUUAUUAUUUUUUACAAUUGAUUUAAGAGAAAAAAUGACAGGUUUAUACUUUUCUAACACAAUCUGUUUAAAUUACGGAAAGGAAUUUUGAUUCAGUUCUUUUAUUGUUAUUUAUUUAUUUAAUUUUUUAAAUAGUUGAUUGAAUAUUUUCACUUGCUAAAUCUGAGACAUUUUCAUAAAACAAAACUGAAGCUAAUAAAUAAAUAAAAAUAAAAUUAAAAAUAUAAUUCUAGAAUUAGCAUUUAAACUCAGAUAUAAGAUUUUUUGAAUUUAUUUUUUGUUGUUGAUGUCAGUUCUAAUGAAAAUUUCAGUUUAUUAUUGACUGAUAGAGGCACAUUGACUGUAACUGAGUUACAAUGUUGUCUAUAGACCACUUGACUGUAACUGAGUUACAAUGUUGUCUAUAGACCACUUGACUGUAACUGAGUUACAAUGUUGUCUAUAGACCACUUGACUGUAACUGAGUUACAAUGUUGUCUAUAGACCACUUGACUGUAACUGAGUUACAAUGUUGUCUAUAGACCACUUGACUGUAACUGAGUUACAAUGUUGUCUAUAGACCACUUGACUGUAACUGAGUUACAAUGUUGUCUAUAGACCACUUGACUGUAACUGAGUUACAAUGUUUUUCUAUAGACCACAAUAUGUUAAAAUCCCACCAAGGUCAGUUUUGCCUUUCAUUCCCCUUGGAUCAACAAAAUAAAGCCCCAGUCAAAUAUUGGGGUAGAUUUAAACCGAUUAACCCCUAACUCCCAAUCUGUGGUCCUGUGUGUAUGUUAUAAAUUAUUACCAUUAAAAAAUGUUGCAAGCUGGCAGAAUCAUUAGUGUAUUGCAAAGAACAGUUUUUCUUCUUGGCUCUUUAUUUUCCAAGCUGAAAAUCUUGCUGAAAUCAACUUUAUCUUUCAUCUCUCCAAGAUUGAUGACAUAAAAUACCUGUCAAGUAUUGGAGUAAAUUGCAUUAGCUAAUUCCUCCCCUCAAAACUGCCAAUUUUGUACCUAAAUUGAAAACAGUUAUUAGUAUUAAUGGGGAUAAUAUUUCAAUACCCUAAUCAUAUUGAUUCUGUUUAUGAUUUGGUAGCUCCCAUUUCCAAUAAUUUCAUUCCCAUUUAUCUUCAGAUCCUUAUUUGUCAUGUGCUCUGGUUAGGCUUGUUAACGUUUUUUUUUCUUCUUUCUUUCAUGCAUGUCUCCAAUGUUCUUUAUUUGAACCUUGCAUGAAAUAACAAUUAGCCAGUAGUUCAAAUCCAAAAUGUACACAUGUACAUAAACAUUAUAAAUAUGAUCAUUGGAAAACAGGUUGUUUGGAAGUUUAGGAAUUUACCAAAAUAGAAUAGGAAAGAAUAAAUGGUUUCUCCAAGUUCCAUUCCUGUUUCAAUAUUGCGUGAUUGUCACAGGAAGGCACCAUCCAGCUGGGAAAACAAUUUACUCCAAUGAAACAACCAUUCGAUCCAUAUUAGCUUGGAAAUUUAGAUGUACACUAAUAUAUAUAUAUAUAUCAAAUUCUAAUAUUAAUUUCAGUUAGGGAAUAUCGUCAUUCAAUUCCUUUAAUUAUUAUUUUAAUUUUAUUUUAGUUUUACUCAGCUUCAGUGUAUGGAAAUAUUUCUGUUUUGCCAAUUAAUAAAAAAAAAAAAUUAAAGUGAUUGAAUUUUUAAUGUAAAAUAAAAAAUAAUUUUAAAAAAUUCUUUUCUUAUUUUCAAUAUUUUUGUUGUACUUGUAGAAUAAUUAAAUGAUAUCAGAAAUAAUAAAAUAACUUUUUAUUUUAAACUUGUUCAAAUUUGGGAAUACCUUAAGUGAGGUUUCAAAGUUUAAAAUAUUUUUUUCAAUAAAUAUAAUUAUAAUUUCUCAUAUUUGAAAAAAAAUUGCAUAUAUUAUAGCCAUUUGCCUAUAUUUCCCAUAAUUAGAAAUUCCAAUAAUAUGUUAUUUCCUUGUGCAUGUUCUAAUAAUUUCAGUUUUGGCUAUUAUUUAUCAAUAUUGGAUAUUAGUAGUGAUGUUAUUAAAUAUCAUAGCUGGUUAUUUGUAUUCAUGAAUAUUUUUUUAGAAUAUAUUUAAAGUAAAUUACACCUGAUAAAUUGUAGAAAAUUUAUAUCACCAAAACUUCAUAUACACAAGCAUCAAAUAAUUACUAAUGUUUGAAUAAUAUAAGCCUUCAUUUUAGACUCUAAAUAGCAGAAUGAUUUUCUUUCUUUUUUGUCCUUCAUAACAAAACAAUUUGUCUAUUUUAGUAUAAAUAAAAAUUAUUUGACAAUA
Molecule: messenger RNA, 3219 nt
Organism: Octopus bimaculoides (California two-spot octopus)
Lineage: Eukaryota; Metazoa; Mollusca; Cephalopoda; Octopoda; Octopodidae
Biological process (GO): intracellular calcium ion homeostasis
Cellular component (GO): extracellular region
Molecular function (GO): hormone activity
Source: RefSeq, a predicted model, not a curated record